Pseudo-nitzschia multistriata is the source of this 8061-nucleotide messenger RNA. NCBI's taxonomy places the organism in Eukaryota, Bacillariophyta, Bacillariophyceae, Bacillariales, Bacillariaceae. The record is from the annotation of a GenBank genome assembly.
CAACUGCGUUUUGUCACUUUCUUGAGAGACAGUUUUCGAAAGUCAUAAAUAGUGACUUUCUUGAGCAACAAUCAAAGAUGACUAGUAAUAAUCCUAUUUUCGAUGCAAGAGUCGUACUUCCAGGAUUGAAUCUGACUCCGAGCAGCAAAGAGGUUGUCGUUCCCGACUCUGUGACAUCUGUGAUCGAUGAUGGUUCUAUAGUCGUUUUUCUAAAGAAGUUCGACGGUAACCUGAGCAUCUUUCGUGAUCAGAAGAUCUUGCUGUGUGCAACCUACCAAAGUAGAGGAACGCCUCAAAAUAGUGGCGUGAAUGACGAGAAACAUCAAGGUGACGAUAAUGAACCUGGUGAAGACGAAGAGGAGCCUUGGGAGAAGGAGUUGGACGACGAGUUUAAUGACCAGCCUUAUGAAAAUAUAUUGGUGGAGGAAUGGGAAUGGGGUAAGCAUUAUACCCUUGAUUCGAAAAUGAUGUUAAGAAGUAAAUUAUUUCCCUUUUUCUGAUUGGUUGCUUUUUGUGCAAAAUCUACCACGCAGCGAACAAGCGGAUCGAUUCUCCCUCCAUUGACGGUUAUGAUAGUUUCCUGAUCAAACCAGGGGAAGCAUGGAAGUCUACUGAGAAGUCAAUGGAAGAAGUUGUCCUCUGUUUCUAUUUUACUGAAACGGAUAUCUUGCCCUCUGAAUCGUUGCUUUCCUCUGAGAAUCGAGUUGUUGAGGUUGGAGAAUCAUUUGUGAUCGAUGUUACCGAUGAUAGCAAUCCAAUAUCAAAUCGCGUCAUUCUUCUUGAAUGGGAUUUUAAUUGUACUCUAAUGAAAGAAGUUUUCUCUCCAAAGGAAAAGGAAGUUCUAAAACGAGAAAGUGAGAUCUGUGACGAAGUGCUUCUUCUUGGAAUGCAUGGUGGACAGAACUUUCAGCCGUCCAAGAAUCUCGUUCUACAUGUUCACCUCAAUGAAUAUUUAAGUGGUGGUCAAGGAAAUCUGAAGCUGAAACUUUAUAACAACUGUGAGAUUGAACCAGAUGCGAAGAAAACAUUUGACGAAAUGGUUGAUGGUUGUAUUCAAAAAUCGUGUGAAUACGACUCCGUCGGCUCAUUUUCUGCGAGUGGUAUAUUUGGAGACUAUAUAACAUUCGACAUCGAUUCCAAUUCUUUAAUCCAAAUACUAGAAGGGUGUUCGAAAGGAUCUGACGACAACUUAAUUUCAGUGUUGGAAGAACAAAACGAUGAAGUGAAACAGGUUCAGACUAUCAUUGAUGCGAUUGAAGCUGCUCAAUUUGCUGCGGUGAUAGAGGACGAGAAUUCUCGUGAAUUAGUCGCCAAGUUUUUGCUUUCGUCAAUUACAUCGAACAGCAUUUUUUUUGAUAAUGCGGUACAAAUGCUCAAGUCUCCAAAGAAUAGGUCGUUUGAAAUAAUUACUGAUUGGUCGAUGAUGGUAACGAAAACUGCCGAAUCUAUUUGGGACUCCAUUUACACAGAUGCUGACUAUAAGCUGACACGGUCAGAGAGCAAACUUUUAGAAACCGGUGAUAAUGCUCUCCAGGAAUUUUUAGUCACUAUCGCAUUGCCUGAGAUCAAUGCUGAUGUAGCGACCAUUGAUCCUUAUAACGAUGUUGAGAUCUUGGUUGAAAACUGUGAUCCCGAUCUUUCUUUCUUCGAUCGGAACGAGAAUAGGGAUUUUCUCCAGGUCCGUAAUCCCACAAGGAAACCGAUGUCUGGUGACGAUCAUAUGAUUGAGUUCAAGUGGAAUUCCAUUGACAGACGUGGUAUCGAACGAGAAUGUGAGAUAAAAGUUUCGAUCCUCAUUGGACGCGAAGGCAGUCGUCAACAAAAGAUUGGUAGGACUAUAUCCAUUUUCAGAGAAGUUGGAGGAGAAAACAAACAGCAUACUGCACUAGUGAGACUUAGAAACAUGGUGAAAAUGGGAUUUGAGAAUGCUUCUGGUUUUCAGUGCUGUUUUUCUCAUUUUUUGGAAACUAUGUUCAAGACUGUAUUUGCCCUUUCUACGAACGAGGAGCAGAGCAUUUCGUCGCGCUUAUUCUUAGAAAAAGCGGCUGAUGAUAUAGCAAGCCGGUUUUACAAAUCUGCAGCGGAUAGAAAAUCUGAUAUCUAUGAGAUUAUACAGAAGUCACCAACGUUUUCACCGCCCAAUUUCGAAGACAUAGAAAACGUGAAAGUAAUCGCGGAGACGGAUAUCGCAGAACUCAUGGAAGACAUCUUUGGAAAACUCAAUAAUGAAAUGUUGUUGAUUUGGGCCGCGUCUUUGAAACUUGACGAAGACUCUCUAAGUUUUGUUGACGACAAUGAAAGUAUUGAUGAUCUUUAUGAAAAGCAUGUUGGAAAUCUUCGCCGAGUGUUGCGAAUGGACUCAACUGAGUUGGCAGCACAACUUAAAAAGCAUCCGAAAUUAAUGGAAAAUUUUGUCACUGCUGUACAACUGAUUCGUGACGAGAUCGAUAAUCCUACCAUCGAUUUACCUCCAACACGAGAAAGUGACUUGGCACAAAUGUUGAGUGAAUCGAGUGCCAAAGAAAUUGAGUUUCAGACACAGGAAAUUCUGGCAAAUAUUGAAGAACAAAUCCUUUUUACUCCGUUCUCUGAUAAGAAAGACGAGGGAUCUGAAGUUCUAACAGAGAAUGUAUCUACGCGUAAGUUAUAAUCGUGUUGUGGAGAACCCAUACGUUGAUACGGUACUUGAAACGAUUUUACGUUGUCCCCUUCUCAUUAAAUGAACUACCCCUACUUCCUUCUGAUUCAUUCAAUCAUAGUGGAGACAAAUCUUCUUCAAAUGCUAGAAACCACGGCUGAUUCCUGUGAAACUGGUAUUGAUUUCUUGGAAGAUUCACAAGUAAUGUUGGAGAAUAUUUCGACACUCUUGACAAAACUCAGGAAUUUUGGUUCUAACGUCAAGACUCUAUCAAGCAACGCAACGAGCCUGACUAACUUCGUCACGAGAUUUUGGAAUGCCAUCAAAUCAUUUUCGAAUGUGUGUGUAGGGCCUUUGGCUGCAAUCAAAACAAUAGUCAGUGCAAUCAAAGUUCCAAUGCAAAUGAUCUUGAGAGCAUUGAAGAAUGGGAAGGCGAAGAUUUCUAGUCUCGGGAAAAAGAUUGAUACGAAGUUAAAGAAGUUGGUGGAUAAAUCCAUGAUAGACAAAAUCGACAAAGUUUCACAAACCAUCGGAAAGCCAAAGACUGCUCUGGAAAAAGUUGUUGAAAUAGUUGACAUGCUCAUCUCUGUCGCUUCCUUGGGUGUUUUACCGGCGUCGCUCAUUUCGGAGUUUGCAUCUUCGAACUCCCUCUCAUCUUUCUUUAGUAUACUAUCGAGAAAAAUUGGAACGGUGAAAUUAUACCUCGAGAGUGCUUACGAACAGACAACACGGUUAGAGCCCCAUCUUACAUCAAUGAGAAACUUGAGUAACAGUGUCGCUUCAAAAUUUAACUUCCUCCGUCCAUUGGAUGCGGGUUUGAAGAAGUUUCAACCAUUUGCUGACACAAUUCAAGGCUUAUACCGAAGAUUUAGUGGUUGGUUAAGGCGCCUUCUUGCCGCAGCGAUGUGGCCCGUCGAGCAGACUAUUAACGCACUUUUGUAUCCCUUUAGGGCCCAAAUUAAUCGUAUGAUAGCAGAGUUGAACCCUUUUGGGAAGAUUGAUGAUCUUACGGCGAGACUCGUUGCUCCUCUCAACAAUGCUAUAAACGACACCAUUUUGACGGGACAGUUGAAUCUAUUGGAGAGUUUCCAAAACAUGACAAUUUCAGAAGAGCUCAAAGAACCAUUCAAGCAGAUGGCAAAAUCUUUCACUCUCUGCGUAGCGAUAAUACAACGUGGAUUCUAUGGCUUGUUAGAAGGUUUGCUCAUACAAGGUUCAAAUGACGUCGGUUUUUUCCAAGAACUUAUGGGUGCCGCUGAAGUCAAAACUAUAAAGCAAUUAUUGGUUGAUAUGCAAAAAGAAUCUGCUGUUGUCACAAUGGGCGACGCAAUUAUAAAUAUGAAGAAAUCCAUCGAUAGUCCUCUAGAGAUGUGUGAUUCUUAUCUUCUCAUGCACGCCAGUAAUGAUCGCCAUACAUUUAUUGAUGAUUUCACUGACCAUAAAUUGGCAUCUUACGUCAAAAGAUCUGAUUAUGAUUUGACUCAUUGUGCAAUCAAUCCUUCUCUCGACAAAGCGUCAGCCCUUUUCGAAUACGGCAAGACAGAAGACGGAAGUGCUAAAAAUUCAUGGGUGAUGGCUUCGAUAGCUGCUAUUUUGCACCAUAGUAGAGUUACAGGUCAGGCAGAACAGAUUGGCAUUCUUGCUCCUGAUAGCACAAUUCUUACACCUUUCAUUCCCGAGGAUCAAGGUGGAGGAAAGUACACAAUCUCCUUGCAUCCGAAAUUGUUUAUGCCGAUGCAGAUGUAUGAUGUGGACUCAAGGCUCCCGAUCCGUAAGGUAGUUUACCCUUCCCUCGAGUCGUUCGAAGAAUUCCCAACGGAUAUUUUUGAUUACGCUAAUGAAAGGAUUCGUGCUGAAGUGUACCCUAUCUUUUCGGAAAAAUAUAGCUUCGCUUUAAUCGAAAAGUUAAUUGCUUGCGAGCUGAAUAUGACGGAGACAGAAUCGGUUGGAACGGCCAUGCACUUGUUGAGUGGAAACGUCCAGCAUGGGUUUUGUCAUAAACGUGAAAGUAAUCGCGAUGAAUGGAUGAGAUACAAUUGUAUUAAGGCUGAUAGUCAAACUGAAAAAUAUGAUAGGGUGGCUCUACAAUUGACUGAUGCCGAGAAAAAAACAGAAAAUGAACUCGUUAAUUACAUGAAAAGUCGAAGCAUGUCAAAGGAGCAAGUUGAACUCUUGGACUCGUUGUACCACAAUAGUCUGGGUGACGAAAAAAAAACUGCAACAGCUUAUGAUCGGUCGUCCCUAGAAGAGGCAAUGCAGGACUUAACAAUUUUUGUUGUGGUCGCGUCCGAUCCAUCGAGGUCUGCUUUCCCGAUCUUAUACACUGACAACACUCCAAAAACUCAUCUUGUGUAUGCUGAUGGUCCACAAAUAAAGCCAUUACUCAAUUUGUCGGUUUUCUCCGAGGUCUGGGAAUACUCCAUCUCUGGCUUCCACUCCAAGCCAAACACCAUCUUAGGUUCUUUGGAGACAAAGAUACAGACCGGAGAAGUUACUCCACGAGUUACGACCGCCACAUUUUAUACGAACCCCUGGAUCACGCGCUUAUCUUCAGGUGACGACGGCAUACCAGAAACAGGUACUGACUCUUCAAUCGGCAGAUUGAUCGGGCCGCUCCUGGCCCAUGUGAGAGAGAGGGGGGCUGUACCCAUUUUCAAGAGAGCUAUAAUGACAACCAUGGAUCAGGUUUCAUCAUCCAAUAACAAAUCUCGAAGGACCAUUUUCAAGGGGGACUAUGUGAAGAAAACGAAGUCAUCCAAUCUGUACAAAGUCAUCAAAGUUAAUGUGACAAAGAAAGAUAUUGGAAAAGGUCCAGAUGGAAAAAAGAGGUACAGGACGGUAACUGAAAAUUACACUGCAACGUUGGUCCUAAGCAGAGGCAGUAAGGUUGAAACACUUGAAGGGAUGCAAACGAAGAAAUUGACAUAUCGAGAAGAAUUGAAUAACGAUAAAAUAUUGAGGAACGAAAAGAUUUUUUAUGGCAAAGGAUUAGCACAAGUGGAUUUGACGAAACAAGCUGAUAGAAGAAGAGCAUUGCAAUGGCCGGUCGAUACCAAACAGAAUGUGAAGUAUUGCGGAAUGGUAAGUCCUUCUUUGAUGUAGCACGCUAAGUUUUCUAUGCAGUGUACUAACAUUUUUAAAUCUCCAGACACUUCGAAAUCUGAAAGACUAUGUGGACCAUUGUAAAGAGAGAUAUCCAUUUCUGUGGUUGGAGUGCAAGAACGAAAGGGGUACAAACAAAUUUGUUUCCGUUAAUGAUCUCUGCGAGACGUUCAUAAAGCCACACACCUCCUCUUCCGAAGCCUGUAUUGCUCUCAACAUGAAAGAUGUACUCGGAUCGACGAUAAAAAAAGCAGAAGUUUUCGUAUCUCUUUCGUGGGAAGAAAAUAUCGAGCAGGUAAUAAAAUUAUUGUACGACCAAAUUGGGGAAACAAAGAUUGGUAGACCCGGACGUAACUUCACUGAAGAUACUGUUAUCUGGCUCUCUCCGUUCUCUAUUUAUCAAGGAGGUGGCCGUGGAUCGCUGCAAGAUCAAUUGCUCAUUGGCGUGUUUCAGGAAAUUACCAAGUCAGUCACUGACAUGUUUGUCAUUCAAACGGGCGUUUGCAAUUCAUACUCAAGAUUAUGGUGUGUCAGCGAAUUUUCGGCUGCAGCUGACAACAACGAAGUCAAAAUCCAUCAUUUAUUCUCAAGUGAUUGGCGGGACAAGUACAUUCGAACCCAAAACAAAGGGUUUGCGUAUGAUUGGAAAGAAAUUGAAUACAACGGGACGAAAAGUAACGUUUUAAGAAAACUGUUUGUCGAUGAAGAUCUCAGUACUAAGAUCCGGAUUGCAGGGUCAAAAGUGCCUGAAUACUUCACAUCAGUGAACUAUUUUCUCAUGGAAGAAGAAGAAUGGGGCGAAGGACCGGGUGUCGGAGGAGCGCAGCCAAUUUUGCGCCUUAACGUCAUGGAGGUAAGUUUAUCGUUUUGGUUCUCGAACUGGCCUGCUUUUUCUUGCGUCGUUGACUGACUAUUUCCAUUCUCUCUUAGGGAUUGAGCAAAAAUGGAAUGAAUGCCAGGAACGUUGACAAGGAAGAGUUUGGAAGAAUAGAUAAUUCUGUGAACGGAAAAUACCAGAAUUGGUGGAGACUACAAAAGACAAUUGUCGAUCUCGAAAGACGUGCAGCAGGUGCCACUGCUGAUUUGACACGUUCCGUCACAUUAUCACAACAAUUCACCGAAAAAUACGAGCCGGGAAUGGGAACAAACUUCGACAUUGUUAGACGGGUUGAAAACAACAAAGACGAAUACGACGAAAAGUCAAGAAGAUUACUGGAUGGCUACGUUCCGGUAUUCACAAAACUCGACGAGCGAGGCAGGCGCUUCCUUCAGUUUCAAAAGGACGAGCAAGCGACAACCUAUUUCAAAGAGGUCAUUGGACUCAACCCCGACUACGAGCCUGCGGACGUGAAGAAUCUACUAAGCUUUGGUGCAAACGUCGAACUUCUUGGCAACGACCGGGCAAAUUUCGAAUUCCCGAACAUUGAAAGACUUGCGAGACUUCUCGAUUGCACCUACGUGGAUUCGUUGCGCCUCCCACCACUUGCAGCAUCCUACAAGUUGGCGCCUGAUGAAGAUGGUGUUGCGCAUCCCAGAAAUGUUUUCUGGGCGGAGUACUACAAAAAGGCGAUGGUGGCUGCGAAAACCAUGACAUUUGUCAUAACCGGGGCAUGGGUUAAUUCCAAAAAUUGCUUUGAGGAACUGGAAUGGGCUGCGGCACUUCGAUCAGAUCGAUCGAAAUACAAGACCUUGUUCGUCUUUACGAAACGAAACCAUUUCAAAGAGUUAGAGGAUCAAGAUACUUUCAGGUUUGUAAUCGAUGGUAAAGUAUAUCAGUACAACUGGACACAGUUGAAAACUGCACUUGGCUUCACUGGUCGUCCCAUCGUUGCUCCAGACGUGGAAAGCAUAGCAGAACUUGUCGGGGGUUCUAUUCGUUCUUUUAACGCAUGAUCGGUCUACCCCUUUCAUCUAUGGUGUUGCGCUCAUCUACUUUGUGCUCGCACACCGGGCACCAAACAAGCAAUUGCUGUGGCCUGGUGGUACCUCCCCGCAACGACAGCCCUUCAACCACGACUUCCUCCGGAUGCGCGAACCAGUUUGCAACGCACCACGAGUUCUUGCUGCUGGCUAGUAGUGGUGCUAAUCAAAAGGCGCGGACGAGCGAUGAGUGCAUCAUUCAAGGACACAAACACUACCGCAACCAACUGGGCGGUCACAACUCCAAAAUGGAGACAGUAAAAGACUAUUAGAAGUACCUCGGACGGAAAAUCUAUUUGUUUCUUGUUCUUCACUGGAUUUCUUGGGAAAAACGCGUCUCAUGAGGCUGGAGACGCUUCCCCGAUAGAAGAACUUCGUCAUAAUCAAUAUAGUAUAGUAGU